Molecule: messenger RNA, 2277 nt
Organism: Neurospora tetraspora
Lineage: Eukaryota; Fungi; Ascomycota; Sordariomycetes; Sordariales; Sordariaceae
Exons: 5
Coding region: 1-1911 (636 amino acids)
Source: RefSeq, a predicted model, not a curated record
AUGGUUGUGGGCAGGCACAAACUACUUUUGCUCGCAGUACUUUCAGGUCUUGGUGUAGACGCUGUUCGAGGAGGGAUUACAUUAACCACCUGCUUUACCGUCACUGCGAGUGGCUCGGAGACAAAAUCAUGCACAUUAACGGUCAGCACCAACAGCUGGGGAUAUGGCCCUCAAACCUCAACAACUAUAAGGUUUGCACCCACAGUUACCUACAUCACGACAGACAAAAACCCAGCGGUUGUGUACUCGUCAAUGGAGACCCCUAACUACGGCGUAACCAACGAGAACACAGGGGCACCGAGGCCUACGGCUGUGAGCGUCGAUCCGGUUGAACCACCAGUGUACAACACGUUCCACAGUAACAACAACCCGGGCGGAGUAACCAAACCGCCACCCAAGCCGGUUACCGUCAUUGUGAAGCCUACGGAGGUAAUCAUUGACAGUUCCACAAUCACCGACAACCCGACGACAAAGACACAAACCGUCGUGGUGGGCGGUGAAACCUUUACGGUCGGGCCAACCCAGGUAGUAGGAGGUGGUGCCACCGUAGCCCGGCCGUCUACAACCAAAGGAGGAGGAGGAGGAGGAGGAGCAGGGGCGGGGGGGAAUAUUUACGCCCCCGUACCCACAAGCACCAAGCUCAACGACCUGCCCAUCAUCGUGAGCUCCUCCGUAGCCGUAAUCGGAACCGGCAGCUCCUCCUUCACCCUCCCACCAACGCCCACCACAGUUGUCGUCGAAGACCACACCGUCAGCCUCGGCCCCAGCGGGAUCGCCAUCAUCGACCCCAAAGGCAACCCCAUCAUCGCAACCGUCACCCUCCCACCACCCCGCGACCAAACCAUCACCAUCGGCCCCGGCCCCAACAACAACAACGGCCAACCCAAAACCACCACCAUCGACGGGGUCCCCAUCACCAUCAUCUCAUCCUCCGUAGCCAUCAUCGGCACCGGCAGCUCCAAAUCCACACUCACCUUCCCCGCCUCGGGCUCCUCACCCACCACCAUCACUAUCGACAACGACAACGGCGGCAGCCAACACACCCUCACCCUCACCCUCGGACCCUCGGGCAUCACCCUCACCGCGCCUCUACCCCCCAACGCCAUCGCCACAGCAUCCUCGGUCAUCACAAUCCAAACCCUCUCCAUGCCCCUCCCUUCAGGGGCACAUGUAGUGACAUCUCAACCACAACCACAACCACAACCACAACCACAACCACAACCCUCAACAACAGCAACAGAAGUCGUGGUAGCAGGCGGCUCCCUGAUAACCGCCAUCGGCCGCUCCGUGGUGGUUAUUUACGGGACCACCAUUACUUACACCACUCUCUCUUCCCCGUUUACGUUUACCACCGUCAUCGAUGGUGACACUAUCGUUCUUGACCCAUCUGCUGGAGUUUUAAUCACCCACCACCAUAACCACCUCCCCGUCCCCGUCCCCGUCCCUGGCGCAUCACCAUCAGCAGGAGCUGCAGCGGGAGCUGCAGCGGGACCGGGAGCGGGAGCGGGACCGACGGGGGUAACGGUGACGGUAACAACCCUAGGCGGCCCGCACGCCGACCCCUCGGCUACUGAAUUCGCAGUCGUUGGAGGAGCGACGAUUACCAUUAUUAAAGUGGGAGCGUCGGUGGUGGGGGUUAGUUAUACCGUUGGUCCUUCUUCUUUUACCGGCACUGGAGGCACCGGAGGCACCGGAGGCAAAACGAUAACGACGGUCCUUGCAAGGGCGGAGGAGACUGCGACUGCGACUGCUACGGCUGGUGGUGGUGCCUCUGGGUCAUCCGGAUCGGGGUCGGCAAAGGAUGGGGAUGGAGAUGAUGAGCAGGAUGCUGGUGUUUCGUUUGGGGUUGGGUGGAGGGUUAUGAUGUUGGGGUUGGGUGUGGCGGGGGCGGUUGGGGUGUUUGGGUUGUAGUUGUGAGUAGAGGUAAGUUAUCCGUUUAAUGCUUUUUUUUUUCCCAUGUCCAUUCUGUUUUCUUUUUAUAUACAGAGUGAUUCAAAGGGAGCGAGCGGAGCUGUUGUAAGUAUCGGGAUGGAUCACGAAUACCUAGGUAACGAUGGCGCAUUCUGGCGCAAAUGGCGAGAUGCCUCUUCUUCCAGGAAGGGCUCUCCAUGUUGUUCUUUCUCGGUUCGGUGUUGGCGAUUUGGGUGUCGUACAGGAGGAGUGAACGGAUAUGAUAAAGAUGUGACGACGACUUUAUCGAUGAAGAGAAUGACUUUGUAUUUACUUUUUUAUCAUCAACAUAAUUUGUAUUGACUUCCUCAUAAUACAUGAUUGUCC